AGCCCCCGGGGUUCGCAGGGGUCCCCGUGGGCGGGAGCACUAGUGUGCGGGCUACCCGGCGGGCUCGUCAGGUGCGUGCCCAGGUACAGCGGGCCAGGGGCCGCUCAGGCAGAGUGAGCCCAGGCUGGCCCCGCGCCACUUCCCUGCGGUCCUAGGUGCGGGCCACCGGGCUCCGACCUGGGCCACACACAACUCAGCUGUACCAGCAUGUGCCGGAGACACGCUGGCCCAUCGUGUAUUCACCACGCUACAACAUAACCUUCAUGGGCCUGGAGAAACUGCAUCCCUUUGACGCGGGAAAAUGGGGCAAAGUGAUCAGCUUCCUGAAAGAAGAGAAGCUCCUGUCAGAUGGCAUGCUGGUGGAGGCGCGGGAGGCUUCGGACGAGGACCUGUUGGUGGUGCACACGAGACGCUAUCUCAACGAGCUGAAGUGGUCCUUUGCUGUUGCGACCAUCACAGAGAUCCCCCCUGUCAUCUUCCUCCCCAACUUCCUUGUGCAGAGGAAGGUGCUGAAGCCUCUUCGGACCCAGACAGGAGGAACCAUCAUGGCAGGGAAGCUGGCCAUGGAGCGAGGCUGGGCCAUCAAUGUGGGUGGCGGCUUCCACCACUGCUCCAGUGACCGGGGCGGGGGCUUCUGCGCCUACGCGGACAUCACACUGGCCAUCAAGUUUCUGUUUGAGCGAGUAGAAGGCAUCUCCAGAGCCACGAUCGUUGAUCUCGAUGCCCAUCAGGGCAACGGGCAUGAACGGGACUUCAUGGGUGACAAGCGUGUGUACAUCAUGGAUGUCUACAACCGCCACAUCUACCCCGGGGACCGCUUUGCCAAGCAGGCCAUCAGGCGGAAGGUGGAGCUGGAGUGGGGCACGGAGGAUGAUGAGUACCUGGACAAAGUGGAGCGGAACCUCCAGAAAGCCCUCCAGGAGCACCUGCCCGAUGUCCUGGUGUACAACGCGGGCACCGACAUCCUGGAGGGGGACCGCCUUGGGGGGCUGUCCAUCAGCCCACAGGGCAUCGUGAAGCGGGAUGAACUGGUGUUCCGGGUGGUCCGGGGCCGCCAGGUGCCCAUCCUCAUGGUGACCUCGGGUGGGUACCAGAAGCGCACGGCCCGCAUCAUUGCCGACUCCAUCCUUAAUCUGUACAGCCUCGGGCUCAUCGGCUCCGAGUCCCCCAGAGUCUCGGCCCAGAACUCAGACACACCUCUGCUGCCCCCGGAGGUGCCCUGACCACGCCGCAGCCCUUCUGCUCUUCUGCGCGGCCCCCUGCCUGCCUCAGCCCCACCCGCCCCUCCGUGCUUCUCCUUUUCUAACCACGGGGGUGCUGGGGGCAGCUGCCAGGAGGCGCCGCGGGGCAGGGGCCGGCCUUGGGGGCAGCCCCUCCACUCUCCCCAUUGGGUGUCAGAGGGUCUCGAGGCCCCUCUGUGGGUGGGGGCGGAAGGCAGGGCCUGAGUCCCAGAAGACCUCACAUGGGGUCACGGGUCUGACCAGGGCCCUGCAGAGGCAGGCAGUUUCGCAAGGAGGGAGAAUGGCAGAUAAGGCUUUUGGGGCACGAGUCGUGGGAUUUGUCCCACCCUCUCCUCUUCACGUCAGGGAGGGUACGAGGAACCAUGGGCACCCGUGUGGGCAGGGCUGAGAGCUGGGUGCUACAGGUAGGCCUUUGGGGGGUGGGCUCUGGAUUCCCAGGGCUCCCAGACGUGAGGGGUGGCAGGGAAGGGGGUGCGAGUGGGUUUUCCCAUCUGGUAUUCCCCUUCAAUAAAGCAAGGGCUGGGCCUGCUUUCCCGGGGCUCCUCAGUGGUGAUAAGGAGAGGGGAGGGCCUGAGGAGCCCCAAAUCAUGCUUCAGCCACGUUCUUGCCUGUUUAGGGAAAGUAGCAGGUUUGGGGGAAGAACACUUGGCUCAAUGAUGGGCCUCAGCACUGGAGGCUUGAGGGGGCUGCCAACUCCAGUGGGGAGGAGACAGAAGAAGGUGGGGCCCAGAAGGGGACCUUGGGGAUGGGGGCAGGUGGCCAAGCUGGGACCUGAGGCUCCAAGGAAGGACCAAGGUGCUGGUGGCCAGGCUGGAGUUCCUGGAGGGAGGGCAGAGGUCUCCAACCUGGCCUGUAGGUUGUAUGGGUAGGAGCUAGGGCAGGGCCUUGAGUUGGCGGGGGUGGGAGGGGGCGGCUAUAGCCUCCACUGGCCUCACCCAAAGUGCCCAGGCCCUGAUUGCGCUUGGAGUCCAAGGUUCCAAGUGGGCCCUGACCUCUGGUCUUUGAAAUGCCCCAGACCCUGACCUUGUCCUUAGCUCUAAUCUGAAAGGGACGGUCAGGGCCUCCCAGGAGGCUGGGUGGGGGGAGUACCCACACCCCUCAUUACCUGGGUGUGUUCUUAGACAGUGAUUACAGGUGGGGGGUGGGGAGGGAAAGUGGGCCAGCCGAGGCAUCCCCGCCCGAUCGACCCCAGCUGGGGCACUCAUGUUCAUUACCGUCUGGGGGUACUCUAGCAUUCUCCCACAUACUCCCUUGGUGCUCCCUCUGCUGGGGGAUGGGAGGAAGGGUUUCAAAAUCAUGAACUAUCAAAAAGACUGACCUCCUGGACUAGACCUCGAGGCACUAACCACGCACUUGGACUCCCUCACCCGCCCGCCGCCCUUGCCGAUGGUUUCUCUGCACCUGACUGAAGGUACCUAACAUCCCCUCAUUUGCACCUGGGGCCUGCGACAUCCGGGGGCAGGCAGUGGGCUCGCUUCAUUACUGUUGAGCUUCUGUUUGUAGGGACCAUAAAGGCUCUUCUCGAUGGGACUGGCUGCUGUGUGUGCUUGAGAUGGAGAAUCCUUGCCUCCUAAGGAUUGAAGGGAGUAAAGAUUUAAAAUUCACAUAGCACGAGGCCUGACCUCGAUAGCUGCCCCAAAUGCUAGUAUUUUAUACCGUUCUCAGAGUCCAAAUGAAGUAGGUCCUUGUUCCCAUUUUACAGAUGAGGCAACUGAGACUCAAGGUAUUUGCCUCAGGCCACCCGUGUGGUAGAGCCAGGUCUCAACCCAGCUCUGCCAGAUACCCAAGUAUGUGUUCCCAGAUGCCUCACAUUUGGCAGGAGUGAAGGAAUGAGGUGGGGGUUGUUGCUCUCCAGACAAAGGAGGGUCCAGGGUCUGGAAUGUGUGGAGGGGGGAGGCAGGCAGGGCUGGACUAUGAUGGCGGCUCUGCACAGGGUGGGAGGCAGCUGGGGGGCCCUGGUAGGGCAGCAGGUGGGGUGGGGGGUGUCUUCCAGCCCUGGGUUGUGGUUGGAGCAUGUGGAUGGAGCGUGGGGAUGGGUUGGGCUGAGGCAGAGGGGUCCAGGCAGGUGGAGAGCAGAGCCUGUCCUCAGCCUGGUAGUGACCAGUGCGUCCCCAGUGCUGGUGGCACAGCUGGGCUGGGAAGCAGGGUGGCCCCCAUGUGUUCAUGCCAGGGACAAGGAUGGCAGGUAAAGAUAUUGGGGGGUGGUGGGCAGGGGUCCAGGUCAGCCCUGUGCUGGGCGUGAGGAGGGUGAUGAAGGCCGACAAGGGCCAGACCCUGUUCCAGGCUCUCGGCAGGGAUGAACGUCACAGCCGUCUGAGCUAAGAACUAUUUUUAUCUCUGUUCUACAGAUGUAGACAUGAGGCAUACAGAGGGUUGGCUCGUUGCUUGAUACCCACAGCUAGUGAGUAGAGGAACAGGAUUUGAACCAAGGCCCCAGAAUCAUAAGCUGUUUCCUCAUCUGUAGGAUGGGGCCUUUGCAGGUCCUUACCUAAAGGUGGUUCCAGGAAUAAAUGCCAUAAUACAUGGAAUGCAUUUAGGGUGCCAUGUGGCAUUUUCUUAGCACCCAGUGAAUGUCAGUCAUGAUGAUGACGAUUGCCCUAUAGGUCGGGUUAAGAAUCGAGGAUAGUUGAGGUGAAGCGUCCAGGAUCUGUCCUGAAGAUCUGUGUGGUUUGCUGUUUGCACAUGGUACCCCAAGUUACAAACACCCAAGGAACAUGCCGACCCCGUGAGGUGCUGAGGGUCUGGCACGGCAGCCUUGCUGACCAGGGGGGUGGGGUGGGUUCUGCAGCCCAGGGCGGAAGUGGGGACAGGCUGGGGACAGACACAUGCUACGAGGAGCAGGCGAGCUUGGGAAAGCACUGUCCAGUGGGAGCCCACUGUGAACAGCCCUGAUGCCUGGCAGGUGGGAGAUUUCUGUGAAAGACCCCGUCCAGAGCCUCCGGAGAGCUGGAGCACGACAUCGGACUUGGGAGGCAGAGCAGCCCUUCCCACCAGCACACGGGGCCGUGGGCAGACCUUGGAGCCCGAGCCCACUACGUGGGAGCUCUGCUCUUCCUGGGCCUGAAUGUGGGGCCUUGGGCCGGGGACUUAGCCUCUCUGAGCCUCCCUCCUCAGCCACCCUGGUGAGUCACGGUCCUGAGCCCACAGGGCUGGAGCAGGUGUGUAUGGGGGGUGACACUGGUGGCAGCUCAGAGCCUCAGAGCCACCCUCCACGCUCCUCCCCGUAGACCCUAGUGCCAUGCCUGGCUGGUGGGCCAGCUGAGGCCUGCGGAGAAGAGGUUUCAUCUGCCUGAGUUACAGCUCUGUUCUGCAGUAGGGCCGGCUGGGGGGCACUCAGACAGGCAUUGGAAACAGCAGUGCCCAGCUGCAACUAAGCCACCCAUGGGGAUGCCCGAGGCUAGGCUAACAGAGCCCUUGUGGGGGGCAAAGGCAGAAACGAAUGUAGCAGCUCGCUGUCUUGGGCAUAAACAGAGGUGGGUGCUGGCCCAGGGCCCUUCCAGACUAGCAGAACUGCCGGGCACAUCCGAAGGAGACUUUAAGGUCCCUCCCCGGCUCCUCAGCCAAAUGCUUGGGGUUUAGGGCCAGGACCUCGUCCAGGGAAGCCCACUCUUGAGUCGGUUUUAUUUCACUCAGCCAACACUGGCAGGGGACACCCUGCUCUGGGUCCAGGGCCAACGCGGGGAGGCUCAGCGCCCUACCCUGGGAGUGAUUCUGUGCCGGGAUUAUUUUUGAGGCCGCAGGGUACAGCCGUUAAUGCGUGCGCUCCCAUCCCUCACCAGCCUGGCUUUGAGUCUCACGUCUUCCCCUAGCUAGCCGGGCGACUUGUCCUCUCUGUGCCUCAGCUUAUGUAUCUGCAAAAUGGG
This is a messenger RNA of Ailuropoda melanoleuca (giant panda), 5104 nucleotides long. RefSeq names its product histone deacetylase 11 (gene HDAC11). The record is from RefSeq and is a predicted model, not a curated record. Gene Ontology annotation, molecular function: histone deacetylase activity. The transcript has 10 exons. Bases 264 to 1223 code for a protein of 319 amino acids. Gene Ontology annotation, cellular component: histone deacetylase complex. Gene Ontology annotation, biological process: epigenetic regulation of gene expression. Lineage: Eukaryota; Metazoa; Chordata; Mammalia; Carnivora; Ursidae.